Molecule: messenger RNA, 1131 nt
Organism: Gracilinanus agilis (Agile Gracile Mouse Opossum)
Lineage: Eukaryota; Metazoa; Chordata; Mammalia; Didelphimorphia; Didelphidae
Product: serpin B6-like
Exons: 6
Coding region: 1-1131 (376 amino acids)
Biological process (GO): negative regulation of endopeptidase activity
Cellular component (GO): cytoplasm
Molecular function (GO): serine-type endopeptidase inhibitor activity
Source: RefSeq, a predicted model, not a curated record
AUGCCUGCUCUUUCUGAAGCCAACAAUACUUUUGCCUUAAACUUCUUUAAGAAGAUUGAGAUUGGUGAAGAGAAUGAAGAAAAUGUGUUUUAUUCUCCCCUGAGCCUCUACCAUGCCCUGACUAUGGUCUUAGAAGGGGCCACAGGAGAGACUGCUGAACAGAUCCAACAGGUUCUUUCUUUAAGCAAAAAUACAGAUGUCCACCAAAGUUUCCAGUCUUUUCUUGCAGAAGUUAAUAAAACUGGUGCUCAACCCCUGAUGAGAGUUGCCAAUGCACUCUUUGGAGAAAAAACUUGUGGUUUUCUCUCACCUUUUAAGGAAUCCUGUCAGAAAUUCUACUUUUCAAAUGUAGAAGAACUUGACUUUGCUCACACCCCUGAGGCAGCAAGAAAGCACAUCAAUGACUGGGUAGAAGAAAAGACAGAAGGUAAGAUUUCAGAAUUGCUAGCCAAUGAUUCCAUUGAUAUAAUGACCAAUCUGGUUCUUGUAAAUGCUAUCUACUUCAAUGGAAAAUGGGAAAAACCAUUUGACAAAGCCAAGACAGCAGAAAAGAUGUUCAAAAUUAGUGAGAAGAAGCAGAAACCAGUACAAAUGAUGUAUCAGAGAUCUACAUUUAGCAUGACCUUCAUAGAAGAUAUACCUACUCAAAUUCUAGUUCUGCCUUAUGCUGGAGGACAUAUGGACAUGGUCAUUUUGCUUCCAGUUGAAAAUAAGCAUUUAAAAAUGCUGAAAAAAAGACUUACUUCUGAGAACUUGGUAGAUUGGAUAAACCCAGAGAUGAUGAAUGAAAUCGAAGUGGAAGUUUUCCUUCCUAAAUUUAUACUGGCAGAGCACUUGGAUGUAGAAAUCAUUCUUCAAAAAUUGGGAAUGUUAGAUGCAUUUGAUAAAGCUAAGGCUGACUUUUCCAAGAUGUCAGCCAGGAAUGACCUAUGUCUAUCCAAGGUUAUACAUAAGGCUUACGUGGAAGUUAAUGAAGAAGGGACUGUGGCAGUUUCUUCUACUUCAGCAGUCAUGAUGACUAGAUCUGAGAGAAUGAGUCUUGAAUUCAAAGCUGAUCAUCCCUUCAUUUUUUAUCUCAUAGAGAAACAAACAAAUAAAAUAGUAUUUAUUGGAGAAGUGACCUCUCCAUAA